UACACUGGUCCAUAUAGGGAACACAAGCUCAAGUUUGGGCGCGCGACGACAGCGCGCGCUGCUGCUCUAGCGGGCGAGCCGUGCGAAACUGGGGAUAGAUGGCGCCCGCGCAGCUGCAGGCGGCCACUGCACGUUCGCGCCCGCGCUAUUCAGUCGAUACGAGGCACUGGGGCGUCGCGCCAUUAGUUGGGUACGUUGUCAAAAGGCUUGUUGCGCGAAGUUGCGUUUCCACAAUGGCAAAAGUAGCCCCGCCGAAGCGAAAGCGCGGUCCGAAGUACUGCUGUGUCGUGGACUGCCACAACAGUGCAGACAACACCAAGGAACGCGCUGAUCCUGUGAAACUGUAUCGAUUCCCGGGCAGGUCGUAUGAGAAAGAAAGGCGACAAGCGUGGAUCACCGCCGUAAGGAGAAUCAAUCCCGAUGGAACUUCAUGGUUCCCCAAAGAGCAUACACGAAUUUGCAGCACUCAUUUCGUGGGCAACUGCAAGGGCGACAUUAAACAGCACCCAUCCUACAUCCCGUCCAUUUUUCCGCCUGUCUGCAGAAAAAAGGCACCUGACAGGAACAGGGCGCAAAGGUGGCAAACACGUUUCGACAGGGCAGUGUCAUCUCGGAAGCUUCAUGCAGGAGAUGAGGAUCCAUCCCAAAGCACAGCCGAUGGAGCAACAAUGCAGGUUUCAGAAACCUCCAUUCUGGAUGAUGUGCCUCCUAUAACGGAUUUUAGUGAUGCAUCUGUGGAAACAUGCUCAGCUAGUCCUUCGCAUAACGGCAUCGCUGAUUCAGAUCCGUUGGUACAUGAUGCAGCAGAAGAAAGUAAUUGUGCUCGAAGGAAAGACGCUGUAAGGACACAUUUGAUUUUAAUACUUGUCUUCGAGCUACUUAAUGAAGCACCAAAAAGAUGUCUAAAUACCCCAACAAUGUCUGUGUCCCAUUCUUUCAGACAUGCCAAACAGAGGAACUCACGACUCCAGCAAGGCUGUCUAUACUUCUCUCAGCGACAAAUGGAACGGAGGCGUCUGCUCAAGUUGUGCACACAGAAAUGAGUCACAAGGUUGCAAGCACGGAUGGGAAUUGGAAGCGAGACUGGAUUUCGGGGCUUUGAGUCUCUAAAGGAAAAGCAAGAGGCACUGCAAGAUUUGUGUGGUGUGACCCUGCAAAUCUUCUGCCUUCUUUUGAACAUGU
This is a messenger RNA of Dermacentor andersoni, 1182 nucleotides long. Lineage: Eukaryota; Metazoa; Arthropoda; Arachnida; Ixodida; Ixodidae. The record is from RefSeq and is a predicted model, not a curated record.